GCGGCCGAGUAGCCGCUGCUCCCGGAGCCGGGGGCGAGUGCCGCCGCAGCCAGUCAGGCCCCUGGGUGAAGCGGGGAGGAAAAUGAAGAGUUUUCAUCGGAAUCCGUUGGAAAUAGGACUGACUGCAAAGCCUUAAAAAGAAGGACCUCGGGAGGAGAAACGAAAAGCCUCCUUCGGGCAAGACUUGGCGUCCUCCGAGCCGAGGGGCUGCUUCAGGGACCUCGCCCCCUCCCUUUCCCGCUGGAGAAAUUGCCGCUGAUGCGUUAUCCAAGUGGUGGUUGGGAGGAUUUGCAGCAGAAUUUUUGGUUUUCCCUCCCCCUUAUAUACAUUCUGUUUUUUUCCUCCCUUUUCGAUUUUCUUUCUUCCUGGGAAGUGAAUUGCUGAUGCACAUCGGACUUAAUUCAUUAAUGAUGCAACCGGAUUCGUUUCAGGAUUAUGUUGCACGAGUUGAAUUUUGAAUGAAGGAGAAGAGUUUUUUUUUUUUAAAGAAGUGUUGACUUUUUGGUUCGCUGUACUUUUAAUUAUUUUAUUUAAAUAUACAACUUAAUUAUUCUUUUUAAAAUGUGUUAAAUGUGUAUUUUACGGUAACUUUCCCUCAAAUAUAUGUAUAUUUGCGAAAUUGAAGACGCUACAGUUAAGUGAGUUACUGGUGUGUUGGAUGUUGAAUUCAGCCCCGGCAUUGCAUGACAGUUGUUUGAAUAACAAGUGGUUUAUUUUUUAAAACCACACCUUUUAAAAUUUAGGUUCAAAUAAUCAUAGUAAAAAUCGUUAUAGUAAUUGAAAGAAAAACCAGCAGAAAUAAAGCAAACAUGUCCGGAGAAGUGCGUUUGAGGCAGUUGGAGCAGUUUAUUUUGGAUGGGCCCGCUCAGACCAAUGGGCAGUGCUUCAGUGUGGAAACGUUACUGGAUAUACUCAUCUGCCUUUAUGAUGAAUGCAAUAAUUCUCCAUUGAGAAGAGAGAAGAACAUUCUUGAAUACCUAGAAUGGGCUAAACCAUUUACUUCUAAAGUGAAACAGAUGCGAUUACAUAGAGAAGACUUUGAAAUAUUAAAGGUGAUUGGUCGAGGGGCUUUUGGAGAGGUUGCUGUAGUGAAACUGAAAAAUGCAGAUAAGGUGUUUGCCAUGAAAAUACUGAAUAAAUGGGAAAUGCUGAAAAGAGCUGAGACAGCAUGUUUCCGUGAAGAAAGGGAUGUGUUAGUGAAUGGAGACAAUAAAUGGAUCACAACUUUGCAUUAUGCUUUCCAAGAUGACAAUAACUUAUACCUGGUUAUGGAUUAUUAUGUUGGUGGGGAUUUGCUUACUCUACUUAGCAAAUUUGAAGAUAGAUUGCCUGAAGAUAUGGCUCGAUUUUACUUGGCUGAAAUGGUGAUAGCAAUUGAUUCAGUUCAUCAACUGCAUUAUGUACACAGGGACAUCAAACCUGACAAUAUAUUGAUGGAUAUGAAUGGACAUAUUCGGUUAGCAGAUUUUGGUUCUUGUCUGAAGCUGAUGGAAGAUGGAACGGUCCAGUCCUCAGUGGCUGUUGGAACUCCAGAUUAUAUCUCUCCUGAAAUCCUUCAAGCCAUGGAAGAUGGAAAAGGCAGAUAUGGACCUGAGUGUGACUGGUGGUCUUUGGGGGUCUGUAUGUAUGAAAUGCUUUAUGGAGAAACACCAUUUUACGCAGAAUCUCUGGUGGAAACAUAUGGAAAAAUCAUGAAUCACAAAGAGAGGUUUCAGUUUCCAGCUCAAGUGACUGAUGUGUCUGAGAAUGCUAAGGAUCUUAUUCGAAGGCUCAUUUGUAGCAGAGAACAUCGACUUGGUCAAAAUGGGAUAGAAGACUUUAAGAAACAUCCAUUUUUCAGUGGAAUUGAUUGGGAUAAUAUUAGAAACUGUGAAGCACCUUAUAUUCCAGAAGUUAGUAGCCCAACAGAUACAUCGAAUUUUGAUGUGGAUGAUGAUUGUUUAAAGAAUUCUGAAACAAUGCCCCCGCCAACACAUACUGCAUUUUCUGGCCACCAUCUGCCAUUUGUUGGUUUUACAUAUACUAGUAGCUGUGUUCUUUCUGAUCGGAGCUGUUUAAGAGUUGCAGCUGGUCCCACUUCAUUGGAUCUUGAUGUUAAUGUUCAGAGGACUCUAGAUAACAACUUAGCAACCGAAGCUUAUGAAAGAAGAAUUAAGCGCCUUGAACAGGAAAAACUUGAACUUAGUAGAAAGCUUCAGGAGUCAACUCAGACUGUCCAGGCUCUGCAGUAUUCAACUGUUGAUGGUCCACUAACAGCAAGCAAAGAUCUAGAAAUAAAAAACUUAAAAGAAGAAAUUGAAAAACUAAGGAAACAAGUAAGAGAAUCAAGUCACUUGGAACAGCAACUUGAAGAAGCUAAUUCUGUGAGGCGAGAGCUAGAUGAUGCUUUUAGACAAAUCAAAGCUUAUGAAAAACAAAUCAAAACACUACAACAAGAAAGGGAAGAAUUAAAUAAGGAACUAGUCCAGGCUAGUGAGCGAUUAAAAAACCAAUCCAAAGAGCUGAAAGACGCACACUGUCAGAGGAAACUGGCCAUGCAGGAAUUCAUGGAGAUCAAUGAGCGGCUAACAGAAUUGCACACCCAAAAACAGAAACUUGCUCGCCAUGUCCGAGAUAAGGAAGAAGAGGUGGACCUGGUGAUGCAAAAAGUUGAAAGCUUAAGGCAAGAACUGCGCAGAACAGAAAGAGCCAAAAAAGAGCUGGAAGUUCAUACAGAAGCUGUAGCUGCUGAAGCAUCUAAAGACAGGAAAUUGCGUGAACAGAGUGAGCACUAUUCUAAGCAACUGGAAAAUGAAUUAGAGGGACUGAAGCAAAAGCAAAUUAGUUACUCACCAGGAGUAUGCAGUAUAGAACAUCAGCAAGAGAUAACCAAACUAAAGACUGAUUUGGAAAAGAAAAGUAUCUUUUAUGAAGAAGAAUUGUCUAAGAGAGAAGGAAUACACGCAAAUGAAAUUAAAAAUCUGAAGAAAGAACUGCAUGAUUCAGAAGGCCAGCAGCUUGCUCUCAACAAAGAAAUUAUGAUUUUGAAAGACAAAUUGGAAAAAAACAGGAGGGAGAGUCAAAGUGAAAGGGAAGAAUUUGAAAAUGAGUUCAAACAACAGUAUGAACGAGAAAAAGUAUUAUUAACUGAAGAAAAUAAAAAACUGACAAGUGAACUUGAUAAGCUUACUGCUUUGUAUGAGAACUUAAGUACACGUAACCAGCAGUUAGAAGAAGAGGUAAAAGACCUAGCAGACAAGAAAGAAUCAGUUGCACAUUGGGAAGCCCAAAUCACAGAAAUAAUUCAGUGGGUCAGUGAUGAAAAGGAUGCACGAGGAUAUCUUCAGGCCUUAGCUUCUAAAAUGACAGAAGAAUUGGAAGCAUUAAGAAAUUCCAGCUUGGGUACACGAGCAACAGAUAUGCCCUGGAAAAUGCGUCGUUUUGCAAAACUGGAUAUGUCAGCUCGAUUGGAGUUACAGUCAGCUCUGGAUGCAGAAAUAAGAGCCAAACAGGCUAUCCAAGAAGAACUGAAUAAAGUUAAAGCAUCUAACAUCAUAACAGAAUGUAAACUAAAAGAUUCAGAGAAGAAGAACUUGGAACUACUAUCAGAAAUCGAACAACUGAUAAAGGACACUGAAGAGCUUAGAUCUGAAAAGGGUAUAGAGCACCAAGACUCACAGCAUUCUUUCUUGGCAUUUUUGAAUACGCCUACCGAUGCUCUGGAUCAAUUUGAAGAUUCCUUUUCUUCUUCCUCAUCUUCACUGAUUGAUUUUUUGGAUGACCGCUCUCCAUCCUGUACUCCAGCUAGCAAAGGCAGACGUACUGAUCCCGUUGAGAACACAUAUGUACGGAAUCCGAACGUCAAGUUUUACAUCCAGUCGAGGUCCACAUCUCCUUCCACAUCUAGUGAAGCUGAGCCAGUUAAGACUGUAGAUUCUACUCCACUUCCAGUUCACACACCAACCUUAAGGAAAAAGGGAUGCACUGGUUCCACUGGCUUUCCACCUAAGCGCAAGACUCAUCAGUUUUUUGUCAAAUCUUUUACUACUCCUACCAAGUGUCAUCAGUGUACCUCUUUGAUGGUGGGUUUGAUAAGACAGGGCUGUUCCUGUGAAGUGUGUGGAUUUUCAUGUCACAUAACUUGUGUAAACAAAGCUCCAACCGCUUGUCCAGUUCCUCCUGAACAGACGAAAGGUCCUCUGGGUAUAGAUCCACAGAAAGGAAUAGGAACAGCAUAUGAAGGUCAUGUCAGGAUCCCGAAGCCAGCCGGAGUGAAGAAAGGAUGGCAGAGAGCACUGGCUGUCGUUUGUGAUUUCAAACUCUUUCUGUACGAUAUUGCUGAAGGAAAAGCAUCUCAGCCCAGUGUUGUAGUCAGUCAAGUGAUUGACAUGAGGGAUGAAGAAUUUUCUGUGAGUUCAGUCUUGGCUUCUGAUGUUAUUCAUGCAAGUCGAAAAGAUAUACCCUGUAUAUUUAGAGUCACAGCUUCCCAGCUCUCAGCAUCUAAUAACAAAUGUUCAAUCCUGAUGCUGGCAGAUAGUGAGAAUGAGAGGAGUAAGUGGGUGGGAGUGCUGAGUGAACUGCACAAGAUUUUGAAGAAGAACAAAUUCAGAGACCGCUCAGUCUAUGUUCCCAAAGAGGCUUAUGACAGCACUCUACCCCUCAUUAAAACAACCCAGGCAGCUGCAAUCAUAGAUCAUGAAAGAAUAGCUUUGGGGAAUGAAGAAGGGUUAUUUGUUGUACAUGUCACCAAAGAUGAAAUUAUUAGAGUUGGUGACAAUAAGAAGAUUCAUCAGAUUGAACUCAUUCCAAAUGAUCAGCUUGUUGCUGUGAUCUCAGGACGAAAUCGUCAUGUACGACUUUUUCCUAUGUCAGCUUUGGACGGGAGAGAGACUGAUUUUUAUAAGCUGGCAGAAACUAAAGGGUGUCAAACCAUAACUUCUGGAAAAGUGCGUCAUGGAGCUCUUACUUGCCUGUGUGUGGCUAUGAAAAGACAGGUCCUCUGUUAUGAACUAUUUCAGAGCAAGACUCGUCACAGAAAAUUUAAGGAAAUUCAAGUCCCAUAUAAUGUCCAGUGGAUGGCGAUCUUCAGUGAGCAACUCUGUGUGGGAUUCCAGUCUGGAUUUCUGAGAUACCCCUUGAAUGGAGAAGGAAGUCCAUACAGCAUGCUCCAUUCAAACGACCAUACGCUCUCCUUUAUUACACAUCAACCAAUGGAUGCCAUCUGCGCAGUUGAAAUCUCCAGUAAAGAGUAUCUGCUGUGUUUUAACAGCAUUGGGAUAUACACUGACUGCCAGGGCCGGAGAUCUAGGCAGCAGGAGUUGAUGUGGCCGGCAAAUCCUUCCUCUUGUUGUUACAAUGCACCGUAUCUCUCAGUGUAUAGUGAAAAUGCAGUUGAUAUCUUUGAUGUGAACUCCAUGGAAUGGAUUCAGACUCUCCCACUCAAAAAGGUUCGACCCUUAAACAGUGAAGGAUCACUAAAUCUCUUAGGGUUGGAGACAAUUAGAUUAAUAUAUUUCAAAAAUAAGAUGGCAGAAGGGGAUGAACUGGUAGUUCCUGAAACAUCAGAUAAUAGUCGGAAACAAAUGGUUAGAAAUAUUAACAAUAAAAGACGUUAUUCCUUCAGAGUCCCAGAAGAGGAAAGGAUGCAACAGAGGAGAGAGAUGCUACGAGAUCCAGAAAUGAGAAAUAAAUUAAUUUCUAACCCAACUAAUUUUAACCACAUAGCACACAUGGGUCCAGGAGAUGGAAUACAGAUCCUAAAAGACCUGCCCAUGCCGGGUUUCCCUUAUCCAUCCCCUCAGCAUCACUCCGGUCUGAUCUCCUCUCCGAUCAACUUUGAGCACAUCUAUCACAUGACUGUUAAUUCUGCCGAAAAAUUUCUCUCUCCUGAUUCCAUAAACCCCGAAUAUUCCCCGUCUCUACGCUCUGUCCCCGGUACACCAAGCUUUAUGACUCUGAGGAACCCUCGGCCUCAGGAAAGUCGGACAGCAUUCAGUGGCUCAGUCAGCAUUCCAUCUAUCACCAAAUCCCGCCCUGAACCCGGUCGCUCCAUGAGCGCCAGCAGUGGCCUGUCAGCAAGGUCAUCCGCACAGAAUGGCAGUGCGUUAAAGAGAGAAUUCUCUGGAGGGAGCUACAGUGCGAAGCGGCAGCCCAUGCCCUCCCCAUCUGAGGGCUCACUGUCUUCAGGAGGCAUGGACCAAGGCAGUGACGCCCCAGCGAGGGACUAUGAUGGAGAGGACUCGGAUUCUCCGAGGCAUUCCACGGCUUCCAACAGCUCCAACCUGAGCAGCCCUCCCAGCCCCGUGUCGCCCCGAAAGACCAAGAGCCUCUCCCUGGAGAGCACCGACCGUGGGAGCUGGGACCCCUGAAUGGCCUCCCGCUCUGAGCUCCCCUCCACUCACCUUCUCCCACUUUCCUCUCCUCCUCCACCUCUGCCUGAAAACUCCCGGCGGAGCGGUAGCAGUAGCAAGGCCGGGACCGAGGACCUGCAUCCGCCCCCGAGACUUAACAGCAACCAUAAAGGCAGACUUUCAUUGAGCAGCUUAGAUUAAUAUUCAUUUCAUUUCAUACACUUAGAGUUGCUUUCCAUAAUACUUCACCCCUCCCCCAAAGGUAGCUUAAGUAGACAGAUUACACAGAUGUAAGCGAUAAGAAUAAGAUUAGACAGACGUUGUUUCCACAGUAGAGUCUCGUUGUAGCCCUGAGACAGCACCUGGGGCUCGCCACCGGGUCCCGGGCAGGUGCCAAGCCCAUUCAGCACCGCCGUGAAUGUCCCCUGAUCGUUGCCAGUAAAUCCCCGUUCGCUAAAACGAUGCAUAUUUUACUACAAUACAGAGUUUAAGUAAAUACACAAAUGUAGAGGUUAAAUACUGAAUGUAUAUAGUAAAAAGAAGCAUCUUGUAUUCAAUGAAAGAUGGAUGCAUAUAUGAGAGAGAGAUCAUUUAAUUUAAAGAAAUGUGUUGUUUCUCGUCUUUUCCAACUAAGUAAUUAAUGGUAGGAAGGCCUCAAGCUGACAUUUACAGAGGGAGAGCUGGGGACUGAGAGUUCUUCUAGUGCCGUUGCUCAGACUGGUCGCGGUCACCUGGGAGCUUUAGGAGGCGUUUGGAGGCUUCGGUUUCAUUGGUUUGGAGUGUGACCUAGGAACCAGACUUCGAACAUUUUUGAAGCCUCUCAGCAGCAUCAUUAAAAGGCAAAUUUACUUCUAUCCAAGACAUUUCUUUUUCUAGUGGUAGAAUUUGAACCUCACUUCUCAUUUAUUAUUUUAUUUUGGUACCUUUUGCAGACGAAUGUAGAAAUGCAGUUUUGUCACCUGGAUCCCUUCCAUCUGAAAGGACAGAAGAAAGUCAUAGUUUCUGAAGGCCCAUAAAGAAGUUCAUAAAAGUGCUUUUUUCCUUGGCUGAUCCUCUCUCUCCCUGAGUUGCAGUGAGGCAUCUGUCCCCCAGCUGAGCUGGCUUCUUGGUGAGAGUAUGUUUUGGGGUGAGGGGGUGUGAGUUUCCUCAGAUAAGCCUGGGAAGAAGAGUUUAAUUACCAAAUAAUAUAAAACCUCAAAUGCAAGGACUUGAACAGCCUUAACCAAAUAUUCUUUCCAUACCCAGUGGGGAAUGGACGUGUUCAGCCCAGGGCACUGGCAGGAAGGCAGCCCAGUGAGGCCAUCUUGACUGCGUAAGCGUUUCCUCCCUUAGUUGCUGUAUUGUGUUGUUAGUCACAUUUCCAUUUGAAUUCCUGCUGUUUUAAUUACCACAAGGAAAUGAGAUGCAGAACUUUAUUUCUCUAGAGUCAUUUCACCAGUUAAGCACAGAAGUAGAGAAAGAGCUAGAAAUAAAAAUAUUCUCGUGGGAGUAAACAGGAUCUGCCUCUCUUUUACUUUAUAUCUAAAUUUCUCUGAGAGAAAGAUUUUCUUUCUUCUUUAAAAUUCAACUAAAAUGGAAUUGUUUUCCUGCAGUAGCUCGUCUGAAUUGCAGUGUUUGAACUCAGUCAUUUCAGCCCUGAUUUCACAGCCUUCUCCUCAGCCACAGCUGUGCCCACCUUCCCACCACAGGCCAUGGGGAGCCAGACUAUUCUCAAGUUGAUGCUAAUCUCUGGAGCAGGUUACUGAGGUUCAGUGAGGGAAGAAAGAAUUCUGUUUGAGGAUUAUAUUGUAAAAUGUUACAAUAGUGAAUUUAAAAUAAUAAGAGCUUUGACAUUUAAACAUUCUGAACUCGGUGCUUGCUCAGAUUUGAUUAUGUUUUACUUUGGAUGGGCACAAAUUACUGCACAACUCUAAUUUUCUAAAUCCUUUGCUUUCAGAAAAAAGGGUGUCAUGUAAAAUCCUUUUGUGCAUCCAGAUAUCAAGAGUCAGACCUUGAGUCUGCCGUGACUCUGGUAGCUCCUUAAACUUGGCACUUCCCCGAGAGAGGAGGGAACCGGCUCUCCCCGCGUCCUCCACACCCUCCCUCUCCCCUUCCUUCCUCCCCGUGCCUCUUCCUGCCUCCCUUUUCUCUCCUGCCUGAGGAGGCGGAGCUGGCUGAGAGUGACAGGACUCCACACUAAGCUAUGCCAUUCAUUUAUAGCUUUGACAGCUUAGUUUCUGUAGGUUUUUUAAUUUUUUAAAAGAUGCUUAUAGGAUCAAAAUAGAACCAUCCCUGAAGUCUGUGCUCCACUGCAGUGAGUCAUACCCCUGCAGACUUCCAACAGGGCAGAUGAGAGUCCUGAGGGCUCGUCCUGGCUGCUGGGCUCACAGGGAGGUGGAAUAUCAACCCAGCAGACUGUACCCCAGUCAUGUGAAGUGGUCUUACCAGUAGUAAGAGAGCAGUCCCAAAUAUGAUGUUUCCAACAGCAGGGCUUUGAGGGAGAAUCACUGCCCAGGGUAGUAGUUUGGAGGGUAUUUUCCCAAGAUAAUGAUCAUUCUACUGGGCUUAUCCCCAUUCUUAAAUAUGAAGCAGUUACCUUCAGAAGCUUCUGAGAAGAAUGAUUUGAAAAGAUGGGGAAUGGGUUCUAGAGAGACAGAAAACAUAAUGAUCAUUCAAAGGGAUCAGUAACAAAGAUCAUAGAAAAGAUGUGAUAUUGCUGUCUGAAGUCAUCCUUUGUUUUUGGCCAGGAUGUUUAAAGAAACGUAUGUGGCAGCAGGAACUCACUUCUCUUCUCAGCAGAAAGGAAAGAUGAAUAGAGAGGCAUUGCUGGCAUAGUCUAGAUGUGUUGGUAUUUGGUGCUAUCUACGUUCAGCCAAUUUGUCGUCUUCUCCUGAAUUACGACUAGUUUAAUCUUGCUGUGUGCUUUAGGUGUAUGAAAUUACAUAUAUAUAUAUAUAUAUCUUUUUGCCAAAAAACAAAAGCCUUCCUCCUUGUAAAAUGAUUGCUAAAGCAGAUUUCACUUCUUGUCACGUGUGUACACACACACAGGCACGCACGCACUUAUCCCGACUCUUAGUGAUUUAUCUCUUUUCCAGGGAGCACAGUUUUAAGGCUAUGAAAUACAACUAAAAACAGCCCAUCUAUUUAGUUUUCCAAGCUAUUCUUGUACCCAUGCUUCAGGGAAGAAUCUGAAAUUCCUAUUAUGUUUACAGCAACAAUCUGUCAUUUCCCAGCUGGCUCUCAGCCUCUGCCUGCCUUCCAUAUGGGUAGGAUCACGUCAUUUUGUUACUCAGUGGCCACAUCUGCUUCUGUGAAAGACCAGUUGCAUUUAUAUGGACUCUCAGGUAUCAUUAAAGAAAAACCAGAGUAGGAGUGGGCGGACAUCCCUAACCCCCAGGUACAGCAGGGCCGUUUGCUAGCCUCUGGCCACGAACACCGUGGUCUCCCAGCUAAGCGGGGCCUUGCAGAGCUCGGCAUCCACUCUCUGGACCGAGGGCGCAUUCUCAGCAGUGGUCAGACUUUGCCAUUGCCUGGUCCGCAGGGCAUGACAGGGAAGUGACUGGGCACCUGGCUCCCUGCCUUGCCCUGGCCCAGUCCCUGAUUAACUAGAUAAGCCACAUGGCAUUUCGUCGGGCCCUUCUUAAAAUCUUUCCUUGUUAUGACUUCAUGCCACAAGUCCAGAGUUCUUCGCAGAGUCCUGCUCGGUAAGAGGGCCUCGCUUCCGCUGGAGCUCUGUCUCCUGCCCAGCACUUCCUUCCCGGGGACAGCCAGUCCACAUAGAAACCAUUGCAUUUAAGGGGGGAAACUGAUGAAAAAUCAACCUGGAAACUUCAUGAAAACAAAAUGACCUGCCUUUUUAUUUGAUAGUGUAAUAUCAUUUAUUUUAUAAAUUUUUUAGGGUUUUUUCUCAUUGUAAUAUUAUUGUACAGUUUUGCAUGGCCUGGGUGUAAUCAUUUUUUGGUUUAGAAUAUAAUGCUGACAAAUAAGUGUGUAUGGAAGGGGAAAAGAUACUGCUUUGGCCUCUUAUCACUCCUUAUUUCAUUUUGUUUGGUUUUAUGCCCUCAACGUCUUAGGGAACUUUAUAAGAGAUUCUCUGCUACCAAACAAUGGUGUGGAUUCUUUUGCACAGAAAUAUUUAAGGCGAGACAGUCAAAAAUGUAACAAAAGACUCCUCGCCCAUAUUUUAUGUUGGUAUCACUUAAUAUUAACCAGACGCUGAUGUAUUGCAAUAAAACAGGGAACUGUUAGGAUUGAGUAUUUUGUCUUUUUUUUGCUGAUUAAAGUCUGAGGAAUGGA
Molecule: messenger RNA, 10604 nt
Organism: Vicugna pacos (alpaca)
Lineage: Eukaryota; Metazoa; Chordata; Mammalia; Artiodactyla; Camelidae
Gene: CDC42BPA
Product: CDC42 binding protein kinase alpha
Biological process (GO): peptidyl-threonine phosphorylation; actomyosin structure organization
Cellular component (GO): cytoplasm; cytoskeleton; actomyosin
Molecular function (GO): ATP binding; protein serine/threonine kinase activity
Source: RefSeq, a predicted model, not a curated record